GCCAGAUACGACACACGACAACGUCCGUCAGCAGAGAGUUGAACGCCAAAUCUCAGUCGAUAAAGGCCACCGCAUCAUGGUGUAAGAGCAUAAUAACAUCUCAUCGGUGCCUACAAACUGUACCAACUAUCUGGGUUCCAAAAGCGACAAUGGCGCAAUCGAAGGGGAAGGGUCGGGCUACCAACGGUCUUACAAGCAAACCAGGCGUAAUCGGGGCGGUUGCCAGAUUUUGGCAGAAGACAUAUGCCCCGGAUUAUGUUGGCCUAGCAGUCCUUAUAGCUGCUUAUAUUGUGCUCGAGUUCAACACCACACCAUUCCAUAGAUUAUUCGAACUGGGCAACAUCGACCUUGCCUACCCUCAUGCGGAACAUGAAAGGGUUCCAGUCUCAAUGAUGUUCCUCUACGGUGGCGGCGUCCCCCUCAUCGUAAUGGCUCUCUGGCUCGCCAUCUCCCGCGCCGGGUUCCACAAGUCCCACGUUACCAUACUCUCAUUCUUCAUUGGCAUGCUGUUAACGGCUGUCAUUACCGACCUUAUCAAAAAUGCCGUCGGCCGGCCACGGCCUGACCUCAUUUCCCGCUGCAAAGCGAAGGCGGGCACACCUCUUCAUACACUCGUCUCAUGGGAAGUUUGCACAGAGACUGACCACCACCGUCUCCAUGAUGGAUGGCGCUCUUUCCCUAGCGGGCACUCCAGCUUCUCAUUCUCUGGCUUGGGCUUCCUGGCGUUGUUCCUCUCCGGUCAGAUGCACGUUUUCCGUCGCGAGGGUGACUUGGCAAGGGGCCUAUUAGCCUUGGCACCGCUGGUGCUUGCAGGCUGGGUUGCAAUUUCGCGAUGCGAGGACUACCGCCACGAUGUGUAUGAUGUUACUAUUGGCAGUGCUUUGGGGAUGAUUGUUGCUCAUUGGAGCUACCGACGAUUUUAUCCGCGUCUGAGGAAUGUGAAUUGCGAUGCUCCGUAUGCAUCGCGGACGUCAGCUGCAUCUGGAGGUGGAUUUGCGAAGGUCGGAACCGAUGAGGAGGCGGCAGUUAUGCAUGAAGGGACUGGGCCGAGUGCGUUCAAUCUCGGUGAGAUUGAUAGCGGAGACUCAGACUGAAAGGCCAAUUCUUCAUGGGUUUUCGGGGUGAUUGAGCACUUUUGAUUUAGCACCUGAGCGAAAGGAGUGAAUCAUGUAUGAAUAUUUUGCGGGGAGCUUUAGGGCUCUUAUGAAGAUGGGUGUAUAUAUCUACGGAUUAUGAGCUACACUGGAUGUUUAUAAAUGGACAUAGCAUGAGCACAAAUGACGAUACGAAGGAAGC
Pseudogymnoascus verrucosus is the source of this 1296-nucleotide messenger RNA. RefSeq lists its product as uncharacterized. NCBI's taxonomy places the organism in Eukaryota, Fungi, Ascomycota, Leotiomycetes, Thelebolales, Thelebolaceae. Gene Ontology annotation, biological process: phospholipid metabolic process. The coding region runs from base 150 to 1094 and encodes 314 amino acids. Gene Ontology annotation, molecular function: phosphatidate phosphatase activity. The record is from RefSeq and is a predicted model, not a curated record. The transcript has 3 exons.